Sclerotinia trifoliorum is the source of this 1746-nucleotide messenger RNA. The record is from the annotation of a GenBank genome assembly. NCBI's taxonomy places the organism in Eukaryota, Fungi, Ascomycota, Leotiomycetes, Helotiales, Sclerotiniaceae.
GGAAAGCAUAACUAACCGCUGGUUUUGAGCUAUCACUAAUAUCUAAAUUAAUUUAUGUGCCUCCUCUUUCCAAGCUCUACGGCGAAGUCUUUCUGGACUAGGAAAGAAUCAUGUAUUAAUGAUGCGACCACAUUCUCUCGCAAGACUGAAAGAGCUUCCAAAGCUUCACCUGCUCUACACACUUCCUUUUACAUAUCCGAUCACCUCUAGUAUACUUCUUAAGAAUCAACUCAAUCCAUCCACGGAAAAUAUCAGUAUCAGAAUUCAUGGCAGAUGCUUCCGACUUUGGGAAUCUCCCAACCAUGCCCCCGCCACCAGGAGUUACAUCUAAUUUUGUGAAUCCAGUGACCAGAUUGAAAGAAGCUAGUAUCUGUUUUGGACUGAUUUUGAGCGUUACUGCCAUCGUUGUUCUAUUGCGAUGUUAUGUCAAAGCGAGGUUGACAAAGGCUUGGGGAUGGGAUGAUUGUUAGUUAAAUUUCACCCACCAAACGCAAGUGAAUCUAGCUUACUGACGGGAAUACCUGGCAGUCUCCUGCAUCAUUGGAUUUGUAGAAAUCCUAGCUCAAACCACGAAUCCUUUCUAACUGUUUCCUCGCCAGGUAGCCAGCAUUGUUCGUGAUAGCUUGGUGGUUUCGCGUCCGUUAUUUCUGCUUCUUAAUUUAACAAUACGAAGCUAACAGCCCAUAGUUAUCGGUGUUCAUCUGGGAGUACACGGGUGGGAUGUGCAAAUCAAAACAGCCUAUAGAAAUGUAAUGAUGCAAGUAUGUGGACAUUGUUCUUAUGACAGCUUUUGAUGAUCAAGUUACUUGCUUACUAGUUCACCUCAUCCAGCGUACCUUAGGGGCACAAUGCAGUCAUAUCGUGGCCACCUUCUUCACAAAGCUGUCACUUUUUCUGCUUUACCUAGGCAUUUUUGAACCUAAUAUGAGAACUCGCUAUGCAAUAUACCUAGGUAUUCUCUUGUGUUUCAUCUUCUAUACCAUCAAUCUCGGCCUCGUUUGUGCUUAUUUAGUUCCUGGUCCUGGUCAGCCUAAGAUGAAGGCAAGCUGGGUGUGGGCAUCCGUGCACAAUUUGGCUGCCAUAAAAGUCCUUUCAUUUGCACAGGCAACUUUUGGGGUUCUGAGUGAUGUUUAUCUGUUUGUUUUACCAAUCCAAUCAAUUCUUCGAUUGCAUCUUCCCAUCAAAAGAAAGCUAGGGAUAGCCGCAGUCUUUCUGUGUGGGCUCCUGUAAGUUUAUGAACCUUGUCCGUGAAAUUCAAUCCCCGCUCCUCUUCAUUCAGCGUAAUAAUUUUGUGCUAAUUAUAAGCGUUUGCUCAGUGCCAUUGCUUGCUCAUUAGUUAGCCUCGUACUUCGUUACAGAAUACUCGGGACUGUGUAUGGUACUGAGGAUAGCUCCUGGACGAUAAUGCCGGUAUACAUGAUUUUAUCGGCCGAGGUUUGUGCUGGAAUAAUUUGCAGCAGCGCUCCUAUAUUAGUGGCACUUCUUCGCAGUGACAAAAGUCACUUGAAGAAAGUGCUUAGGUAUUUCUAUAUCCGCAGACUCAUUGGAUCAUCUAAGGAUAGUAGUGCGGUAGAAUUCGAAGAGCGUAGACUAAAGAACGAGAGUCGUGGGGUCGCCAAUGUUCAGAAUCGCAUGGCUGCUGAUGAAUGGGGUGCCAGCAAAGGCAUGAGAAAAGGAGUAGGGAAUAAAAUGAACGAAGAGUGGAUAGAGUUGGACGACGAAGAAAAUGAUCGCAUUAGAGUGUGA